This is a messenger RNA of Solea senegalensis (Senegalese sole), 7638 nucleotides long. RefSeq lists its product as uncharacterized. The transcript is spliced from 6 exons. The record is from RefSeq and is a predicted model, not a curated record. Lineage: Eukaryota; Metazoa; Chordata; Actinopteri; Pleuronectiformes; Soleidae. The coding region runs from base 378 to 2816 and encodes 812 amino acids.
CCUCAUCUCGGAACACUCUGUGUCAGCUUGCGCAUAUUUUUAUGUUUGCAGUGCUGCAUGCAUGCAUGAGUGUGUCCGUGCAUGUGUAUGUGUGCAGGAUGCUGAAAUCUGGAGCUGUGAAGGAGAGGGAGGGGCAACUAAAGAGAUGCUGAAGAAAUUCACCACAACAUAAAGACAAGAGGAUAUAUACAAGAAGGAGGUGGGGGUGGGGGGAUUAGUUACAAAUGGUCAGAUGUUAAAGAUAGAGGGAUAGUGAAAAGCAUAUUGAGCAGAAAUCGACAAAGCGAGCGAGGAGGAAGAGGAGGGGGAGACGAUCUGCUGUAGGGAGCAGCAGCAUUGUUGAUUCUCACUGGCAGCUGUCCUCUGUUGCCGUGACGAUGGGCUGCUGGCUCUCUGGACCAUGGAUGGGCGACCAAACGAUGACUGGACGAAAUCUGGCACACCUGAGCCAGCGGGAUGCUCUGCGAAUCCUGGCAGCCAGCCACCAUCCAAUCACCAUGCAAAUCAAGGGUCAGAGGGCAUGUGGUGCUGAGGCAGACAGGGGAACCUGGGAGCCCCUCCCCCUCAAUCUGCAGCACCUCAACCUGCCCCUCCCAGUGAUUGGGGCAGGGCUCAAUGCCUCUAGCCCCUCCUACCAGGACAGACAUUAUUACAACCACCUGUCUCUGCCACAAGACCACUGUGAUAGAGGACGGUACGGCUACCUGUCCAGCUCCCCGGGGGACACAGUGGACAUUGGUCAUCAGGACCCAGAACUUACUGGUCGUCGACCAAAAGAACAGAACUGCCUGAUGGGAUGCUGCAAUAGCAACGUUGAAGAACCUAAUGGCUGCCACAGUCAGACUGAUGAUGAGGAUUUCAUGCUUGAGAAGCCCCUGGGCUUCCUGCCGCUCCACCAUGAGUUGGACAGUGGUCUGGGCUGGACUGACGGCUCACUCCAUCAGGGGGACUUAUCGGGGCUGGAGACUGAGGAGGGAGGCUUGGAGGACUGUCAUCCACAUGGGCCUCUUGUCCCAGGGGGUUGCGGGGGCUAUGGAGGUGGUGGCUCUCCUUCAUCUGAGUCUUUUAUUUCCUCUGAGCUCAGCGACUCUGGGUUCUACAGUGUUAGCACUGGAGAAUUCAGGCACUUCCAGAGGCUCCUGGAGAAACGAAUGCGGCUAUACAAUGCCAGGCUGCAACAUCAGGGUGAAACCUGUGACAGGCGGGAGAGGCGUGACAGUUGCCCCAAGAGCCAUCGAGAGCUGCUGGAGGCAAUUCCUGAGGCACUGACCAUGCAGCCACAGAGUCAGCACCUCCACCUUGGGAUGGAGGAGGGCGUCGGGCCAGUCAUGGACCUUCCAUCUCGUGGGCUUUUCAGGGUCUCGUCAGUCCAGUUCAAUAAAACUGACCGACCUUGCCUUAAUCGGCACAGCUCCAGCAGUGGGGCCCUCUUCAAUCCAUCUCAUGCACAUGCUGGAAUGUCACGGAUGACUGCUCCAGUCCUCUCCACAUGCAGCACCCCCUCCAGCCACAGGAGACCACUGGUACCCAUGCAGCCUCACCACCAAGGUUCUAGCUCAGUGGGGAUGCUGAGGAGAAGCAGAACACUGCACCAUCGCCCUCCUCCACAGGAAUACCGCCGCAGGGCCAGUCACCCAGCAUCCCCCUCCUACUGUGCAGCCACCCUGCACCACUGCGUAGCUGUCACGCCACAUAAUGUCAUGCAACCAGGUCUGCCAGAAGAAGGUGAGCUAGUGACUGGUGUGAUGUCCUCCCACCCAGUAGCUCUGGCCCUCUCUCCCCAGCAACAUUCCAUCACCCUGGGGCAUAUGAGGCCAGCCGACACUCAUGAGCGAUGCUACGACAACAACAAUAACAGUCAAAUUACUCACCGUGACUGGUGGCACUCACAAGAAAGACUCUUGAUGCCUGAGCCAAUGGUGACAGAAAGGGACAGAGAGAUUGAGAGGGAAAUGGAACAAGAAAGGCAAAUGCAAAUGGAGAAAGAACUGAAGAUGGAGAUGGAAGCACAGAUUAAGGAGGAGAUGAACAGAGAGAGGCAACAGGAGCUGGAGAGGAGCAGAGUCAGAGAUCAGCAGCACUUCCAGAAUGUGGUUCACCCUUCUCAGGCUGGAGAUGUCAAUGACACAUGGCCAAAACCAGCUAGUCGGCAGUUCCAGGGCGGUGGGGGUUCCAGAGGACUAUACAGCACACUGGAAGGCCACACUGGUUCAUUUCUUGGUACUACUGCUGCUGUUGGAUGGGAUGCAAAGAAAGGACACCUUUAUGCGAGUUCCAGCCCUAAUCCCAGUUCUGGUCUGCAGCCAAAACUUUUUCCAAGCUCCAAGCCCAUUACAACCUCACGGAUCUCUAGAAACCAGCUCCUGAGAGACCGGGCGUCUCAGCUGGCAGAUGAACGCAGUGGGAUGAGCACUGAUGAGGAGACUAGUACUGACAUGCUGAUGGGUCGUUACUGGAGUAGAACAGAGAGGAGGGAACACUUUCUCUUGGCGCGUGAGCAGAGGCAGCAGCAGCAGCUGCAGGCCAGAGGAGGGGUAAUACGAGAUGCUGUCAGCAGAGGAGGAGCCAUCACAAUAGGAGGAGGAGCCACUCUUGGAGAUGGAGGUCUGCUGGACAACGGCGGAGUUGGAGCUUUUGCAGAAGGACGUUGCAACACAGUGCUGGAGCUGAGUCAGAAGAAACUGAGUCGUCUGAGAAACAGGAAGGUGUUGGAUGACUGGACGACAGUUGAAGAGCUGCUGACUCAUGGGACCAGGAUGGACAGCCAGGAGGACACAAUGUGUCCUAGCUCCCUCCUUACAGUCACCACUGUCUAACUGCAUGGACACCACAUCUAACUGUUUGAGUGUGUGUGUGUGAUGUUAAGGUAACAGGCAUUUCGUAAACAGGCAUUUCGUAAAAUCUAAAUGUUCUUGUCUUCUGAGUAAGAAGAGAAGAUGGGUAUCAAUUUCAUCUCUAGGACACAUUUGGCAUAGCUUAGCAUGACUAUUGGAAGCAAGAGGGGAAACUGCUAAACUCACUCCAUCUAAAAUAUCUGUCUUCCAACAAACCCAAAGCUGUGUGACAUAUACCAACUGCUCUCUCCCUCUCCAGCAACCUGGGAGGCUAACCAAACCAAAAUGCAACUUAUCUCGGAUUGUCUCUUCAUCUCAUUUGUCACAAUAAGAGAUUUGUGGCUACUUGUUAAGUAGCACAUUUCAAAAUGUAUAUAUCAGUCAGCUUUAGAGAUAAUGGGAGGGUUUCCUCUUUUCAUGGAGGUAGGCUUGCAGGUCCCCGUCUUCUCCCAGUGGCUGUGCUUAGUUAAGCAAAACAGGCUGGACUGUGUUCUCGAUGAAAAGCUUAAUUCAUCCAGGAAGAACAUCCAGCUGACAACAUCGGCGCAGCUGACUUGAGUUGUUUUAUCACAGAUUUGCUCCUAUUGGAUUAAAAUAUGUUAGCAUAACCACAACGUUCUGCAGGAUACAUUUGUGUCAUCACGUUAAAUCAAAAGUUCAAAGUGUACUUUGUGCAUUUGUCUGUGUCACAUAGUAUCAUCAGGAAUUCCGUUGUUGACAUAUAAAUUCUAUCAAAGAUAAAGCUGAUACUUGUCUUCACAUAUGACUCUGUGGAAGACAUUGAACAGGAGGUUUCAUGGAAAUGUCUGACUGUUCCUUUAAUGAAUGUGUGUGUGAGAGAGGGAACUUCACUGUCAUUGCCUCCUCAUCACCUCAACUGUUUUGUGAGAGUGUGUCACUAUUGUAUAGCACUCCUGACAAAAUGUGUCAGUGCAUGAUGUGUGUGAUGACAAACGACUGAGCAAGUCCAGACGAGUGCGACUGCGUCAUGUUUCAUGAUAUUUCACAGGAUCUUUGACAAAAUUACAGAUAUUAGGGUUUUGGACUCAAUUCCUCGAAUAGAUCAUGAGAGUUUGGGGAGCAAUAUUUUGUUCUGCGUGCUGUAACUGGCUGUGCACUAACAUACAGAUUAUAUACUACUACUACUUAUACAUCAGGGCCACAAAACACAUCAGCAGCCUGUAGCAAUGCAGACAAUGACAAAUAAGAUUUGAUAUCAAAUCCUGAAUGUUUUUUAAUAGAAAAAUCUGUUUACACUUAACAUAUAAAUCAGUGAGAGCUUUUGUAACGCGAUGAUAAAGGAACCAUGUGAUUGACUUGCUUAUCUGAAGCGAGUUAAAUGUGAUGGCCAGGAUUAAGGAACACCGUACCACAGAGUUUUGCAAAGGAUUUCAAUCUCAUCUUUAAUCUGUUACAUUAGCUGCUGCAGGAGGUUAUGUUGCAUUCACGUCUUAGUCAAUGUCACAUGCAACUUAGUUGGUAAGCGAACUAAAUACCUUUAUCAACAUUGAUACACUUGAUGGAAGAAUGAGCCAAUAACAGCUGGUGAUGUGCAAGUGUACAUCCAUUGUUAUCUGUGAUAUUGACUGAUAUCUGGUAUAUAUCAACAGAUAUUUAUCAUACAAUGCACUAUUUCUAAUAUGUUUUCAUGAAUAACUUAAAAAAAUAGGAAUUGAUAUGUUUCACCUUAAAAAAAGCCCUACAACAUACAUUACAUAGAGGCGGAGACCUUACAAUAUUAUAGAGCAGGGUUUCUCACUGGCCUGCAUGUUUUAGAUGUUUCCCUGCUCCAGCACACCUGAUUCAAAUAGUCAGCUCAUCAGCAACUACUGCAGAAGCCUGAUAACGACCCAUUUAUUUCAAUCAGGUGUGUAGGAGCGAGGGAAAAGUGGGUCCCCAGGACCAGGACUGAGAUACCAUGUUAUAAGAGAGAGAAGAGAAACCCAACACUUCACACAAUGAGUGAAAAAGCACUAGUGUAGAGAGAGAAAAAAAAACAAUGCCAUAACAUUGUCAUUGUCAGAGUUUGAUUAUUCAGUCCAGAAUACUAAAAUAAUGAUGAUGAUAUUAAUUAGUUAAACCUGCUCUUUUACAUAUCGCUGUUCCACUGACAUGGCGUGAAUGCAGCAUAAACUCUUUGGCCCUUUCAUAACUCUCUGAACUGUUGGCAAGUUGCUUACAUUGACCUUUACUGAAACGGGCAAUGAUUAUUUGAGACACACAGACGAAGCUCAAGUCACUUGUUGACAUUCCACGACAAGAAAGUACGACACGAGUGCACCUGGAUUCAAUCUACUGACUGAUUCCAGGUCUGCUGUAGAGGAAAAUGUGCAAUAUUACCUCAAGCUAGUUUUAAUAUGACAAUGAUGACGACGACGUGUGCGCUACCUGUCAGGUUUCCAUUGAAUGCAGUGAUUUUAAGUGAAGACGCACAGACGUAAGAAAUCACUACAGGUGCAGAGAAAUCCUACUAUCUAAACGUGCAAGAGCAAAGGUGAUGUAGAUAUUAACAUUAUUUCUCUACAUUGUUUUCCAUGAGAGGGACCUAAGAAAAAACACUUUUGCACAUAAUUUUUAUACCUAAAGUUUACCCUACCUUUCUGUACCAGGGACCGAGGCCAGUGGAAAGACUGUAGAUAGAAAGACGUGUGUAUUGCUGUUUUCUUAAAAACUAUCAUUGUGAUUUAUGAAGAAACUUUAUUGUCAUUGUGUUGGACAUAUUUCAAUAUUUUUCCUGUGAUGUUAUAAAAAAACCAAAAACAUUAACAACAGUUUUUAUGAUCUUUAAAAUUGACCUUAUUUAUUAGUUGGUGAAACAUUGCUUAGCCAUUUUUCAAAGUGUGGACACAAGUUGUGCAUAUUAUUGUCUCUUUAAAUGGAUAAAUUGAAGUUACUGUUGUUUUGUGUCAUUAUGACAUGUACAUAUUGAUUUUGUCAAACAGAUGAGGAUGACAUUAGUGACGGGACACAGUGAUGCCGUCAGAUGUCUAAAGUGGUUUUAUCAUGUGAUUCUAGGUUUACUGUUGUGUGAUGGAGGCUGUAUAGACGGCACAAAGAUUAGAAUUGCAGUAUUAGUACAUGUAACACACACACACACAAUAUUGUCAAAAUUCAAGGAACGUGGUUUAUAGUUUGUUCCGAAUGCUCCAUGAUGCAUCCAUAAGUUAUGAGUCGGUUCACUGACACUCUGGAAAGAACACUGUGGUGUUUAAGAUCAGUCUCUUCUAUUUUCUGUAUUUUUCAGAGUCAGUUGUGUUUGAUAUAGUUUCAGGUCCGUGUGUCCAGGACAGAGAUCGUUCUCAGAGAUGUUGAGCCUUGCCAAAGCAACAUGUCCAAAGCUGUUUUGAUCAAGUUGUUUAACAGUAUUUAUUGAGCAUAAAUAGAAGCUGUGAUUUUAUGGGAUGUGUUUAGCUUAGCGGUGGCACAAAGACAUCAAAAACUAAAAAUGAGAAGCUCUAUUUUGAGCUCAAGCUCAAUGCUUACGCGGCCCAAAUGUUACCUAGUCCCAUCUUAAUUUAAGGUGGCAGUGUUCAUGCAUGUGGAGGCCACUGAUGAAUUUACUGGGAGUAUAUUUAGAUCAAGAGGAACUGGACAAGGUUUUGACUUGAGGAUUUGGCUUGAUGUAAACAUCUUUGAAAUACUAGUUUUAAUUCACUUUUUAAUAACGCAGAUUUUUUUUUAUGACAUUUUGUUUCGUGAAAGUAAGCACAAGACUAAAUCAUAAAAAUAAGAAAAAAGUGACAUUUCAUUUGAAACAUACAUGAGAAAAACCUAAAUUAAAGCUGCCAGUGACAUUUGUAAUGAUGCUAACGAAUGAAUCCAGAAGUGCUGUGUGAGUGCAAAUCUGUAUGUUUAUGUUUGGAUCUGCACCAAACCUCAACUGUUCAUAGAUGUUAGCAUACUACACGUGCCAUUUUCUUUUUUUUUUGAUAAAUUUACAAGAUUUUAUAGAAAACAAAAGGAGAAUUCAUGUUUCCAACCUUUGAAUUAGAUCUAAUCCAAAAGUUAAAUGGGACUGAAGAACCAUAGGUAACAAUAGAGGCCAUACCGUUGCUUUUGUAACCAAUAAUUAAAGUUAAUUUCCGGGCUGUAAACAUCCAUUUUGGGUCCUUCCUCCCACUUCUUAAAUGACCUACAAAGUUCGUCUGGUUGAAUUGUGACUGACAUAAGCUGUGGCUUUAUAUCACUUUCAAGUUAUAUAAAGGUGGAUUUUCCUUUUGUGAAUUUAACUGCGCUUGUUCCUUCCCUUUGCUUCCAAUUCUGCUAAGCUAAGCACAUCCUGGACCCAUCACUGUACUGGAAAGAUCAAAGUGAUAUCUAUCUUUUCAUCUCACUUUAUAGAACAUGGCUGAUGAUGAUGAUGAUGAAGCUUCACAGUUAUUUUAGACAGGGUUUUUUCACUGACUCUGGGAGAUGCCGUGAAACCAAACCUCCCCCAGGUUUUGCUUCUACUUCCUCUCUCCUCUCGCUUGGCUGUGACUCAAACAAUCUGAAUAAUGGAUGAUGAAGAAAGAAUAUUUUAUUUUUCCCACCACCCUCCCCUUCACUCUCUGUGCUGCCGUUACAAGACAGAGAGCUGAAAAUAGCACUGCUGUCCUCAUGUGAUGUGAAUUAAGCACACUGGAGCGGUGACGCUUACUGCUGGAGAGCUCAACACUCGUCUAACUCCAUCUGACAUCUCCUCCAUCCAGCCCACAACACCGCCUCCAUCUGUCUGUGUAAGGGUUCUUUCUCAAGAGAGUAAGCUUUUUGGACUACAACGAUGUACAUGUGAUUGUAAUAAAGAUAUUUUAAUUAGCUAUGA